GUCGCACUCGCUUGUCUAGCCAUUGUUUACGCAGCAUUCAGCAAGCAGCAGACAACCCAAAGGAUACAGACAAUAUGAAGCCAAGCACUGGUAUUUUGGGCAUCGCCUUGACAGCUCUGCUAGCCUGCUCGCCCAGCCUGGCCGUUGUCCAUGGCAUACAGCCGCUGAGCGCUGGGCCUGCUCUGGCCAGCCCCGGGCACGGCAAUGGCUAUCGCUAUAACGGACCCGCUCACAAAUACCUGCCCGCGGCUAGCGAGCUAACCACUGAGGCCAUCACCACCACCGGCCAUUGGCAGCCCAAUCCUGUGCAGCAGCCCGCCCAGCAGCUCCCCUUCGAGCACACCUACGACAGCAGCGGCAACAGCAUCAGCAGCAGCAUCAGCGGCAGCAGCAACAGCAUUGCCGAUUACCAUGGACCCUACCGCAUGGAAUACUAUGAGCGUGCUCCAAUGGAACAGCGUCAACAGCAACAUCAACAACAUCAGCAACAUCACGAACAUCAGCCUCAGCAGCAGUUGAAUAUGAAUAAUUUUCAAUUUGCCGCCGAUAAUUCAGGUGCUGCUGCUGCUGCAGCAGCUGGUCAGUUUGGCCAAGCUGUCGGUCUAUCUGCUGGCGCGCAGCAUGAUCGCCGUCUGGAGUCUGGUCAGCGAGGUGCUCAGCUGAUUGGCCAGGCGCUGCCCGAGCGCUACCAGCGGCAACCUUUCGCACAGACCUCGUCGAGCUAUUUGCAAAUGCAAUCGCACUCGUACGAGCUGCCGCCCAGCUACAGCAUGCACAGAGAGUGGUACGAGCAGGAGGCGAAGCCGCAGCCGCAACAGCAGCAAUUGCUGCAAACUAGCUACUAUGAGCAACAGCAGCAGCAACAAUUGCUGGCACAACAGCAACAGCAGCAGCUGCAGCAACAGUUGCUGCCACAGUACCAACAGUUGCUGCCACAGGUGCAUCAACACUUCGACUACUCACAGCAGUUGAGCUCUUUCCAUGACCACGCCCACACACAAAACGCCUACGUGACGCAGCCAAGUCGCGAGUUUCAAGCGCCCUAUUACUAAGUAUACCCCUCCCAUGCCACCAGGCCCACUUCCUGCUCCUCACUCCCUCACUCCCACCCCCCUCCCCACACCCAUUUGAGCUCUACAACGUCUAUGGAUCAGAGCUGCUCCAACCCAACGCAAUGAAAACAUUUGCAUUUGGCUUCAAAUGCAUUUUUCGUAUUUCA
Drosophila mojavensis is the source of this 1219-nucleotide messenger RNA. Its product is annotated as mediator of RNA polymerase II transcription subunit 15. The coding region runs from base 75 to 1052 and encodes 325 amino acids. The record is from RefSeq and is a predicted model, not a curated record. The transcript has 2 exons. NCBI's taxonomy places the organism in Eukaryota, Metazoa, Arthropoda, Insecta, Diptera, Drosophilidae.